This is a messenger RNA of Aethina tumida (small hive beetle), 1131 nucleotides long. Its product is annotated as ester hydrolase C11orf54 homolog. The transcript has 7 exons. The record is from RefSeq and is a predicted model, not a curated record. NCBI's taxonomy places the organism in Eukaryota, Metazoa, Arthropoda, Insecta, Coleoptera, Nitidulidae. Gene Ontology annotation, cellular component: nucleus. Gene Ontology annotation, molecular function: zinc ion binding; hydrolase activity, acting on ester bonds. The coding region runs from base 18 to 1034 and encodes 338 amino acids.
AGUUGGUGUGAGUCAAUAUGUUUUACAUCUGUUUAAUUUUUAUGGCUAUAUUUAGAACUUCCACGGGCACCAUGUCGUUGGAUCCGAGGACACUGCCUGUCGAAAAAAGACCACUGUACGUGCCACCACUGAAUGAACUGGUGGAUGUGCUAAAUAAAAGCCUUAAAAAUAAUUUCCAAGAAGUAAAAGUCGAAUUGGUGGAUUGCCCCGACCUAACAAAACAACCUUUUACACUAGCAUCAGAAGGUUUAAGUGGUAAUGAAACAUUGGUGGAAAUUGGUGGGCCCCCAUUUUUGGCCCCACUGGUCCAAAGAGACAAGGUUUACGACCUUAAAGACAUCGCAAAAUUGGUAGAUUCAGAGCCUGCCUUCAUUAUUGGAGCUGGAGCUGGUCCCCAUCCAUAUGUGGGAAAGAACUGCGAAGGAAUUUACAAUUUGAAAAUUGAAAAUGGGAAGGUAGACCAACAAACGAGGAUCUCCAAAACUGAUGACAAAGACGACAAGUCAAUCCAAGAGCAACUACCAAACAGUGAGAGUCGAGUUGCCCUUUUGGCCAACCUCUUCUUCAGUGAAGGAAAGCCGGGAAAGGUUUUAAAAGUAUACGCCAGAAAACGUAUUGGAAACGACGAUUUUAUCGCCAGUAUAAGAAAGAGUUUGAAAGAUGGCUUCAAAGACAGACUUGUGGGCUUGGGAGGUGCUUUUGUGAUGAAAACCGGAAAAGCCAAACAGCAUGUGAUGCCAGACUUCAGCAAAACUCCCCUAAAAAGUGACGAUGACAUAAAUAACUGGCUAAACUUUUACACCAUGUCCGCUCCUUUAAUAGCUCUUGGUACCCUCGUCAACGGAGAAGGUCCAAGUGAAGAAUUGGAUUUAAGAGUACAACACUUCCACAGUUUCAGCCACCACGGUGAAGCUGGUCAUUACCAUAUAGAUACAACACCUGACAUUGUUGAAUAUCUGGGAUAUUUUAAACCUGGACAAACCAUAUAUCGUAUCGACAAACCAGUGGAUUCCCAUAAAUUUGGAAGAGAUUAAUUUACUUCUAUGACUUGAUAUAGUACACUAUGUAGAUUGCAUUUUAACGUCCUUAUUGUAUAAGAAUUAUCGAAUAAAAUAAAACGUCAUAAACCAC